GCCAACAUUUCUUUACCACUUAGUAUCCUUACUCAAUGGAGCAACCAAUUUCCAAGCCCAAGUGGGAAGCCAAGGUGUCAACAAAACUAGCAAAUGCAAGUGCAGACCAAAUAUGGCCAUUUCUUGAAGAUUUCUUUGGCAUACACAAAUAUUUCCCCAGCCUCGCCGCUUCUUACGGCAUCCAUGGAAGCAAUGGAGAGAUUGGAUCGAUUCGAUACUGCGAAGGGUCAUCAAUCCCAUCCCAAGAAACCAAAGAUAACAAAGAGAGAUCAACAGUCAUCAGCUGGUCCAAAGAGCAGUUAACAGCCAUUGACCCUGCUGAAAAGUCCUUGAGCUAUGAGAUUAUUGAUAGCAAUACUGGGUUCCAUUCUUACGUUUCGACCAUUCAGAUCAACAAGAAUCCGAUUCCAGCAGGGGAUAGCACUAUUGUUGGAUCUGGUGAUGAAGAUGGUGGUCGACUAGGAUGUGUUAUUGAGUGGUCAUUUUCAGUUGAUGCUGUUGGAGGCUGGAGAUUAGAAGACUUGGUUAAAAAAUAUGAAGUGGGGCUGCACCGGAUGGCUCAGAAAAUGGAGGAUAUCCUAAACAAUUCUGGGGAAGGUAAAACUUAUAAUUAGCUAUUAUUAUGGUUGUGUACAAGUUUCAUCAAGUGGGUGGUGGUAGGAAUCCACUCUUUUUUUUUUUUUAAGUCAGUCAUUGCUUAUCUACUUUGCAUCUAUUUUUACGUU
This is a messenger RNA of Coffea eugenioides, 725 nucleotides long. Its product is annotated as lachrymatory-factor synthase. The record is from RefSeq and is a predicted model, not a curated record. The transcript has a single exon. The coding region runs from base 36 to 614 and encodes 192 amino acids. Lineage: Eukaryota; Viridiplantae; Streptophyta; Magnoliopsida; Gentianales; Rubiaceae.